Molecule: messenger RNA, 1793 nt
Organism: Setaria italica (foxtail millet)
Lineage: Eukaryota; Viridiplantae; Streptophyta; Magnoliopsida; Poales; Poaceae
Product: UPF0183 protein At3g51130
Exons: 16
Coding region: 159-1454 (431 amino acids)
Source: RefSeq, a predicted model, not a curated record
CGUUAAGCUAAACCGCACCGGGAGUCCGCGACGGGGGAGAUGGAGGAGUAGACGCAAUCCCACGCGAAUCCAGUCGAAUCGAGCCCAGCACCGCAGCACGCGAGGAAUAAACCAUCGGGGAGGAAGAAGGGGGGAGCGCGAGGUGGGUGGGCCCCGGGAUGCAGGCGCAGAGGUCCCCGGCGAUGGUGGGGGGCGGCGGCGGCGCGGCAACGGCGGCGGCGCCACUUGGGAUGCCGUCCCAGGCAGCGGUGCCGGUGCGGCGGCGGUGCGAGGGCACGGCCAUGGGCGCCAUCACCCUCGACCUCCGCCCCGGCCUCGGCGUCGGCCCUUUCACCCUCGGGAUGCCGAUCUCCGAUGCCUUCGCGCAGAUAGAGCACCAACCUAACAUUUACGACGUUGUCCACGUGAAGUACUUCGACGAGGAGCCGCUCAAGUUGGACUUUAUCAUCAGCUUUCCGGACCAUGGAUUUCAUUUACGCUUUGAUCCUUGGUCACAGAGGCUCCGUCUCAUUGAGAUUUAUGAUGUUAAGAGAUUACAAUUGCGAUAUGCAACAUCUUUAAUUGGCGGUCCAUCAACAUUAGCCACUUUCGCAGCUGUUUAUGCACUCUUCGGACCAACCUUCCCUGGUAUAUAUGACAAGGAGAGGGGAAUUUAUACACUGUUCUAUCCCGGUUUAUCCUUUGCAUUCCCAAUCCCCAGCCAAUAUACAAAUCUCUUCACCAAUGGAGAAGUGGCAGAUUUGCCCCUGGAGUUCCCAGAUGGAACCACCCCUGUUACUUGCAGGGUUUCUAUAUAUGAUAGCUCAACAGAUAGCAAGGUUGGGGUUGGAUCAUUGAUGGACAGAGCAGCUGUUCCUGCAUUGCCUUCAGGCAGCCUGUAUAUGGAGGAGGUGCAUGCGAAGCUUGGCGAAGAGCUAUGGUUCACAAUAGGGGGCCAACGUAUUCCUUUUGGUGCAUCACCACAGGAUGUCUGGACUGACUUGGGUCGCCCGUGUGGUAUUCAUCAGAAGCAGGUUGACCAGAUGGUAAUACACUCUGGAUCAGACACCCGCCCAAGGACAACACUUUGUGGGGAUUACUUCUACAACUAUUUCUCCCGUGGAAUUGAUAUCUUAUUUGAUGGACAGACACAUAGGAUAAAGAAGUUUGUUUUGCACACUAACUUCCCUGGCCAUUCGGAUUUCAAUUCCUAUAAGAAAUGCAACUUCGUUAUCUAUGACGCUGAAGUUGAAGGGACAUAUCAGCCUGGUAAUGUCUCUAAGAAUUGUAUUACACCUCGAACAAAGUGGGAACAAGUUAAGGAGAUCCUCGGUGAUUGUGGUCGAGCUGCGAUCCAGACACAAGGCUCCAUGAAUAAUCCAUUUGGAUCAACUUUUGUAUAUGGAUAUCAGAAUAUUGCCUUCGAGGUGAUGAAAAAUGGAUAUAUUGCAACUGUUACUCUCUUCCAGUCAUGAGUGUGCUACUUGGGGUGCUGCUCCGAGUUCUGGCUGCAUAGCAUUUUCAUGUCACUGCUGGAGGGAACAUCUCUGAUGGUUCAUGGAAUGCAAUGCAGCCGGGCAGUCAAUGUGGACCAGCACCAUGACAUGUAAUUUGUUCUGUAGAAGAAGCCACCCAUUGUACAGGAACUAACUGUACUCUGCAACCUCACCUUCUGUACAUAAAUGAUCUUUAUUUGUUGAAAAAAAAAGGAAAUGUACAUACGCAACACUGCAAUAUGGUCAGAUGGUGGAACGUUGUGAUUUGUCUCAUGUGAAUACUGAAAUAUGAUUUGCAAGAUGAUCAUUGGCCCCUGA